AUGAACAGUAGUGGCAAGAAAGCCAUCACAGUAGCUGCUUCUACUUUAAACGGAGCUGCUUUUAACGGGGACGUUAGCAGCAACGGCCUUGUGAGGAAUGCGGCAGGCGGGGCAGGAAGGAAGGCGGUUGGCAGCGAGCGAGAAAAGGCAGAGGGAGCGGGUGGUGGCGCUCAGAGGCACGGUGGCGAGCAUGUGGCGCAAGGUGAGAGGCACGUGGCGCAAGGUGAGAGGCAUGUGGCGCAAGGUGAGAGGCACGUGGCGCAAGGUGAGAGGCAUGUGGCGCAAGGUGAGAGGCACGUGGCGCAAGGUGAGAGGCAUGUGGCGCAAGGUGAGAGGCAUGUGGCGCAAGGUGAGAGGCAUGUGGCGCAAGGUGAGAGGCACGUGGCGCAAGGUGAGAGGCACGUGGCGCAAGGUGAGAGGCAUGUGGCGCAAGGUGAGAGGCACGUGGCGCAAGGUGAGAGGCACGUGGCGCAAGGUGAGAGGCACGUGGCGCAAGGUGAGAGGCACGUGGCGCAAGGUGAGAGGCAUGUGGCGCAAGGUGAGAGGCAUGUGGCGCAAGGUGAGAGGCACGUGGCGCAAGGUGAGAGGCAUGUGGCGCAAGGUGAGAGGCAUGUGGCGCAAGGUGAGAGGCAUGUGGCGCAAGGUGAGAGGCAUGUGGCGCAAGGUGAGAGGCAUGUGGCGCAAGGUGAGAGGCAUGUGGCGCAAGGUGAGAGGCAUGUGGCGCAAGGUGAGAGGCAUGUGGCGCAAGGUGAGAGGCACGUGGCGCAAGGUGAGAGGCAUGUGGCGCAAGGUGAGAGGCACGUGGCGCAAGGUGAGAGGCAUGUGGCGCAAGGUGAGAGGCAUGUGGCGCAAGGUGAGAGGCAUGUGGCGCAAGGUGAGAGGCACGUGGCGCAAGGUGAGAGGCACGUGGCGCAAGGUGAGAGGCAUGUGGCGCAAGGUGAGAGGCACGUGGCGCAAGGUGAGAGGCACGUGGCGCAAGGUGAGAGGCACGUGGCGCAAGGUGAGAGGCACGUGGCGCAAGGUGAGAGGCAUGUGGCGCAAGGUGAGAGGCAUGUGGCGCAAGGUGAGAGGCACGUGGCGCAAGGUGAGAGGCAUGUGGCGCAAGGUGAGAGGCAUGUGGCGCAAGGUGAGAGGCAUGUGGCGCAAGGUGAGAGGCAUGUGGCGCAAGGUGAGAGGCAUGUGGCGCAAGGUGAGAGGCAUGUGGCGCAAGGUGAGAGGCAUGUGGCGCAAGGUGAGAGGCAUGUGGCGCAAGGUGAGAGGCAUGUGGCGCAAGGUGAGAGGCAUGUGGCGCAAGGUGAGAGGCAUGUGGCGCAAGGUGAGAGGCAUGUGGCGCAAGGUGAGAGGCAUGUGGCGCAAGGUGAGAGGCAUGUGGCGCAAGGUGAGAGGCAUGUGGCGCAAGGUGAGAGGCAUGUGGCGCAAGGUGAGAGGCAUGUGGCGCAAGGUGAGAGGCAUGUGGCGCAAGGUGAGAGGCAUGUGGCGCAAGGUGAGAGGCAUGUGGCGCAAGGUGAGAGGCAUGUGGCGCAAGGUGAGAGGCAUGUGGCGCAAGGUGAGAGGCAUGUGGCGCAAGGUGAGAGGCAUGUGGCGCAAGGUGAGAGGCAUGUGGCGCAAGGUGAGAGGCAUGUGGCGCAAGGUGAGAGGCACGUGGCGCAAGGUGAGAGGCAUGUGGCGCAAGGUGAGAGGCACGUGGCGCAAGGUGAGAGGCACGUGGCGCAAGGUGAGAGGCAUGUGGCGCAAGGUGAGAGGCACGUGGCGCAAGGUGAGAGGCACGUGGCGCAAGGUGAGAGGCACGUGGCGCAAGGUGAGAGGCAUGUGGCGCAAGGUGAGAGGCACGUGGCGCAAGGUGAGAGGCAUGUGGCGCAAGGUGAGAGGCAUGUGGCGCAAGGUGAGAGGCACGUGGCGCAAGGUGAGAGGCACGUGGCGCAAGGUGAGAGGCAUGUGGCGCAAGGUGAGAGGCACGUGGCGCAAGGUGAGAGGCAUGUGGCGCAAGGUGAGAGGCAUGUGGCGCAAGGUGAGAGGCAUGUGGCGCAAGGUGAGAGGCACGUGGCGCAAGGUGAGAGGCACGUGGCGCAAGGUGAGAGGCAUGUGGCGCAAGGUGAGAGGCACGUGGCGCAAGGUGAGAGGCACGUGGCGCAAGGUGAGAGGCAUGUGGCGCAAGGUGAGAGGCACGUGGCGCAAGGUGAGAGGCAUGUGGCGCAAGGUGAGAGCCAUGUGGCGCAAGGUGAGAGGCAUGUGGCGCAAGGUGAGAGGCAUGUGGCGCAAGGUGAGAGGCAUGUGGCGCAAGGUGAGAGGCAUGUGGCGCAAGGUGAGAGGCACGUGGCGCAAGGUGAGAGGCACGUGGCGCAAGGUGAGAGGCACGUGGCGCAAGGUGAGAGGCACGUGGCGCAAGGUGAGAGGCAUGUGGCGCAAGGUGAGAGGCACGUGGCGCAAGGUGAGAGGCACGUGGCGCAAGGUGAGAGGCAUGUGGCGCAAGGUGAGAGGCACGUGGCGCAAGGUGAGAGGCAUGUGGCGCAAGGUGAGAGGCACGUGGCGCAAGGUGAGAGGCACGUGGCGCAAGGUGAGAGGCAUGUGGCGCAAGGUGAGAGGCACGUGGCGCAAGGUGAGAGGCACGUGGCGCAAGGUGAGAGGCAUGUGGCGCAAGGUGAGAGGCAUGUGGCGCAAGGUGAGAGGCAUGUGGCGCAAGGUGAGAGGCAUGUGGCGCAAGGUGAGAGGCAUGUGGCGCAAGGUGAGAGGCAUGUGGCGCAAGGUGAGAGGCAUGUGGCGCAAGGUGAGAGGCAUGUGGCGCAAGGUGAGAGGCAUGUGGCGCAAGGUGAGAGGCAUGUGGCGCAAGGUGAGAGGCAUGUGGCGCAAGGUGAGAGGCAUGUGGCGCAAGGUGAGAGGCAUGUGGCGCAAGGUGAGAGGCAUGUGGCGCAAGGUGAGAGGCAUGUGGCGCAAGGUGAGAGGCAUGUGGCGCAAGGUGAGAGGCAUGUGGCGCAAGGUGAGAGGCAUGUGGCGCAAGGUGAGAGGCAUGUGGCGCAAGGUGAGAGGCAUGUGGCGCAAGGUGAGAGGCAUGUGGCGCAAGGUGAGAGGCAUGUGGCGCAAGGUGAGAGGCAUGUGGCGCAAGGUGAGAGGCAUGUGGCGCAAGGUGAGAGGCAUGUGGCGCAAGGUGAGAGGCAUGUGGCGCAAGGUGAGAGGCAUGUGGCGCAAGGUGAGAGGCAUGUGGCGCAAGGUGAGAGGCAUGUGGCGCAAGGUGAGAGGCAUGUGGCGCAAGGUGAGAGGCAUGUGGCGCAAGGUGAGAGGCAUGUGGCGCAAGGUGAGAGGCACGUGGCGCAAGGUGAGAGGCAUGUGGCGCAAGGUGAGAGGCACGUGGCGCAAGGUGAGAGGCACGUGGCGCAAGGUGAGAGGCACGUGGCGCAAGGUGAGAGGCACGUGGCGCAAGGUGAGAGGCACGUGGCGCAAGGUGAGAGGCACGUGGCGCAAGGUGAGAGGCACGUGGCGCAAGGUGAGAGGCAUGUGGCGCAAGGUGAGAGGCACGUGGCGCAAGGUGAGAGGCACGUGGCGCAAGGUGAGAGGCACGUGGCGCAAGGUGAGAGGCACGUGGCGCAAGGUGAGAGGCACGUGGCGCAAGGUGAGAGGCACGUGGCGCAAGGUGAGAGGCACGUGGCGCAAGGUGAGAGGCAGGUGGCGCAAGGUGAGAGGCACGUGGCGCAAGGUGAGAGGCACGUGGCGCAAGGUGAGAGGCACGUGGCGCAAGGUGAGAGGCAUGUGGCGCAAGGUGAGAGGCAUGUGGCGCAAGGUGAGAGGCAUGUGGCGCAAGGUGAGAGGCAUGUGGCGCAAGGUGAGAGGCAUGUGGCGCAAGGUGAGAGGCAUGUGGCGCAAGGUGAGAGGCAUGUGGCGCAAGGUGAGAGGCAUGUGGCGCAAGGUGAGAGGCAUGUGGCGCAAGGUGAGAGGCAUGUGGCGCAAGGUGAGAGGCAUGUGGCGCAAGGUGAGAGGCAUGUGGCGCAAGGUGAGAGGCAUGUGGCGCAAGGUGAGAGGCAUGUGGCGCAAGGUGAGAGGCAUGUGGCGCAAGGUGAGAGGCAUGUGGCGCAAGGUGAGAGGCAUGUGGCGCAAGGUGAGAGGCAUGUGGCGCAAGGUGAGAGGCAUGUGGCGCAAGGUGAGAGGCAUGUGGCGCAAGGUGAGAGGCAUGUGGCGCAAGGUGAGAGGCAUGUGGCGCAAGGUGAGAGGCAUGUGGCGCAAGGUGAGAGGCAUGUGGCGCAAGGUGAGAGGCAUGUGGCGCAAGGUGAGAGGCAUGUGGCGCAAGGUGAGAGGCAUGUGGCGCAAGGUGAGAGGCAUGUGGCGCAAGGUGAGAGGCAUGUGGCGCAAGGUGAGAGGCAUGUGGCGCAAGGUGAGAGGCAUGUGGCGCAAGGUGAGAGGCAUGUGGCGCAAGGUGAGAGGCAUGUGGCGCAAGGUGAGAGGCAUGUGGCGCAAGGUGAGAGGCAUGUGGCGCAAGGUGAGAGGCACGUGGCGCAAGGUGAGAGGCAUGUGGCGCAAGGUGAGAGGCACGUGGCGCAAGGUGAGAGGCACGUGGCGCAAGGUGAGAGGCACGUGGCGCAAGGUGAGAGGCACGUGGCGCAAGGUGAGAGGCAUGUGGCGCAAGGUGAGAGGCAUGUGGCGCAAGGUGAGAGGCAUGUGGCGCAAGGUGAGAGGCAUGUGGCGCAAGGUGAGAGGCAUGUGGCGCAAGGUGAGAGGCAUGUGGCGCAAGGUGAGAGGCAUGUGGCGCAAGGUGAGAGGCACGUGGCGCAAGGUGAGAGGCAUGUGGCGCAAGGUGAGAGGCAUGUGGCGCAAGGUGAGAGGCAUGUGGCGCAAGGUGAGAGGCAUGUGGCGCAAGGUGAGAGGCAUGUGGCGCAAGGUGAGAGGCAUGUGGCGCAAGGUGAGAGGCAUGUGGCGCAAGGUGAGAGGCAUGUGGCGCAAGGUGAGAGGCAUGUGGCGCAAGGUGAGAGGCAUGUGGCGCAAGGUGAGAGGCAUGUGGCGCAAGGUGAGAGGCAUGUGGCGCAAGGUGAGAGGCAUGUGGCGCAAGGUGAGAGGCAUGUGGCGCAAGGUGAGAGGCAUGUGGCGCAAGGUGAGAGGCAUGUGGCGCAAGGUGAGAGGCAUGUGGCGCAAGGUGAGAGGCAUGUGGCGCAAGGUGAGAGGCAUGUGGCGCAAGGUGAGAGGCAUGUGGCGCAAGGUGAGAGGCAUGUGGCGCAAGGUGAGAGGCAUGUGGCGCAAGGUGAGAGGCAUGUGGCGCAAGGUGAGAGGCAUGUGGCGCAAGGUGAGAGGCAUGUGGCGCAAGGUGAGAGGCAUGUGGCGCAAGGUGAGAGGCAUGUGGCGCAAGGUGAGAGGCAUGUGGCGCAAGGUGAGAGGCAUGUGGCGCAAGGUGAGAGGCAUGUGGCGCAAGGUGAGAGGCAUGUGGCGCAAGGUGAGAGGCAUGUGGCGCAAGGUGAGAGGCAUGUGGCGCAAGGUGAGAGGCAUGUGGCGCAAGGUGAGAGGCAUGUGGCGCAAGGUGAGAGGCAUGUGGCGCAAGGUGAGAGGCACGUGGCGCAAGGUGAGAGGCAUGUGGCGCAAGGUGAGAGGCACGUGGCGCAAGGUGAGAGGCACGUGGCGCAAGGUGAGAGGCAUGUGGCGCAAGGUGAGAGGCACGUGGCGCAAGGUGAGAGGCAUGUGGCGCAAGGUGAGAGGCAUGUGGCGCAAGGUGAGAGGCAUGUGGCGCAAGGUGAGAGGCAUGUGGCGCAAGGUGAGAGGCAUGUGGCGCAAGGUGAGAGGCAUGUGGCGCAAGGUGAGAGGCAUGUGGCGCAAGGUGAGAGGCACGUGGCGCAAGGUGAGAGGCAUGUGGCGCAAGGUGAGAGGCAUGUGGCGCAAGGUGAGAGGCAUGUGGCGCAAGGUGAGAGGCACGUGGCGCAAGGUGAGAGGCACGUGGCGCAAGGUGAGAGGCAUGUGGCGCAAGGUGAGAGGCACGUGGCGCAAGGUGAGAGGCACGUGGCGCAAGGUGAGAGGCACGUGGCGCAAGGUGAGAGGCACGUGGCGCAAGGUGAGAGGCACGUGGCGCAAGGUGAGAGGCAUGUGGCGCAAGGUGAGAGGCAUGUGGCGCAAGGUGAGAGGCAUGUGGCGCAAGGUGAGAGGCAUGUGGCGCAAGGUGAGAGGCAUGUGGCGCAAGGUGAGAGGCAUGUGGCGCAAGGUGAGAGGCAUGUGGCGCAAGGUGAGAGGCAUGUGGCGCAAGGUGAGAGGCAUGUGGCGCAAGGUGAGAGGCAUGUGGCGCAAGGUGAGAGGCAUGUGGCGCAAGGUGAGAGGCAUGUGGCGCAAGGUGAGAGGCAUGUGGCGCAAGGUGAGAGGCAUGUGGCGCAAGGUGAGAGGCAUGUGGCGCAAGGUGAGAGGCAUGUGGCGCAAGGUGAGAGGCAUGUGGCGCAAGGUGAGAGGCAUGUGGCGCAAGGUGAGAGGCAUGUGGCGCAAGGUGAGAGGCAUGUGGCGCAAGGUGAGAGGCAUGUGGCGCAAGGUGAGAGGCAUGUGGCGCAAGGUGAGAGGCAUGUGGCGCAAGGUGAGAGGCAUGUGGCGCAAGGUGAGAGGCAUGUGGCGCAAGGUGAGAGGCAUGUGGCGCAAGGUGAGAGGCAUGUGGCGCAAGGUGAGAGGCAUGUGGCGCAAGGUGAGAGGCAUGUGGCGCAAGGUGAGAGGCAUGUGGCGCAAGGUGAGAGGCAUGUGGCGCAAGGUGAGAGGCAUGUGGCGCAAGGUGAGAGGCAUGUGGCGCAAGGUGAGAGGCAUGUGGCGCAAGGUGAGAGGCAUGUGGCGCAAGGUGAGAGGCAUGUGGCGCAAGGUGAGAGGCAUGUGGCGCAAGGUGAGAGGCAUGUGGCGCAAGGUGAGAGGCAUGUGGCGCAAGGUGAGAGGCAUGUGGCGCAAGGUGAGAGGCAUGUGGCGCAAGGUGAGAGGCAUGUGGCGCAAGGUGAGAGGCAUGUGGCGCAAGGUGAGAGGCAUGUGGCGCAAGGUGAGAGGCAUGUGGCGCAAGGUGAGAGGCAUGUGGCGCAAGGUGAGAGGCAUGUGGCGCAAGGUGAGAGGCAUGUGGCGCAAGGUGAGAGGCAUGUGGCGCAAGGUGAGAGGCAUGUGGCGCAAGGUGAGAGGCAUGUGGCGCAAGGUGAGAGGCAUGUGGCGCAAGGUGAGAGGCAUGUGGCGCAAGGUGAGAGGCAUGUGGCGCAAGGUGAGAGGCAUGUGGCGCAAGGUGAGAGGCAUGUGGCGCAAGGUGAGAGGCAUGUGGCGCAAGGUGAGAGGCAUGUGGCGCAAGGUGAGAGGCAUGUGGCGCAAGGUGAGAGGCAUGUGGCGCAAGGUGAGAGGCACGUGGCGCAAGGUGAGAGGCACGUGGCGCAAGGUGAGAGGCACGUGGCGCAAGGUGAGAGGCACGUGGCGCAAGGUGAGAGGCACGUGGCGCAAGGUGAGAGGCACGUGGCGCAAGGUGAGAGGCACGUGGCGCAAGGUGAGAGGCACGUGGCGCAAGGUGAGAGGCACGUGGCGCAAGGUGAGAGGCACGUGGCGCAAGGUGAGAGGCACGUGGCGCAAGGUGAGAGGCACGUGGCGCAAGGUGAGAGGCAUGUGGCGCAAGGUGAGAGGCAUGUGGCGCAAGGUGAGAGGCAUGUGGCGCAAGGUGAGAGGCAUGUGGCGCAAGGUGAGAGGCAUGUGGCGCAAGGUGAGAGGCAUGUGGCGCAAGGUGAGAGGCAUGUGGCGCAAGGUGAGAGGCAUGUGGCGCAAGGUGAGAGGCAUGUGGCGCAAGGUGAGAGGCAUGUGGCGCAAGGUGAGAGGCAUGUGGCGCAAGGUGAGAGGCAUGUGGCGCAAGGUGAGAGGCAUGUGGCGCAAGGUGAGAGGCAUGUGGCGCAAGGUGAGAGGCAUGUGGCGCAAGGUGAGAGGCAUGUGGCGCAAGGUGAGAGGCAUGUGGCGCAAGGUGAGAGGCAUGUGGCGCAAGGUGAGAGGCAUGUGGCGCAAGGUGAGAGGCAUGUGGCGCAAGGUGAGAGGCAUGUGGCGCAAGGUGAGAGGCAUGUGGCGCAAGGUGAGAGGCAUGUGGCGCAAGGUGAGAGGCAUGUGGCGCAAGGUGAGAGGCAUGUGGCGCAAGGUGAGAGGCAUGUGGCGCAAGGUGAGAGGCAUGUGGCGCAAGGUGAGAGGCAUGUGGCGCAAGGUGAGAGGCAUGUGGCGCAAGGUGAGAGGCAUGUGGCGCAAGGUGAGAGGCAUGUGGCGCAAGGUGAGAGGCAUGUGGCGCAAGGUGAGAGGCAUGUGGCGCAAGGUGAGAGGCAUGUGGCGCAAGGUGAGAGGCAUGUGGCGCAAGGUGAGAGGCAUGUGGCGCAAGGUGAGAGGCAUGUGGCGCAAGGUGAGAGGCAUGUGGCGCAAGGUGAGAGGCAUGUGGCGCAAGGUGAGAGGCAUGUGGCGCAAGGUGAGAGGCAUGUGGCGCAAGGUGAGAGGCAUGUGGCGCAAGGUGAGAGGCAUGUGGCGCAAGGUGAGAGGCAUGUGGCGCAAGGUGAGAGGCAUGUGGCGCAAGGUGAGAGGCAUGUGGCGCAAGGUGAGAGGCAUGUGGCGCAAGGUGAGAGGCAUGUGGCGCAAGGUGAGAGGCAUGUGGCGCAAGGUGAGAGGCAUGUGGCGCAAGGUGAGAGGCAUGUGGCGCAAGGUGAGAGGCAUGUGGCGCAAGGUGAGAGGCAUGUGGCGCAAGGUGAGAGGCAUGUGGCGCAAGGUGAGAGGCAUGUGGCGCAAGGUGAGAGGCAUGUGGCGCAAGGUGAGAGGCAUGUGGCGCAAGGUGAGAGGCAUGUGGCGCAUGUGGCGCAAGGUGAGAGGCAUGUGGCGCAAGGUGAGAGCAUGCCAAGCGUGGCUAUGUUCCUGGGCACUUACCCUCUUCCUCCUUCUCCUCCUCCUUUUCCGUGCCAUCCCUCUCGCCCCUUCCUCACCCACUCCCAUACGCGCACCUCCCUUUGCUUCUCCCCCUGGGCACCACACCAACCCCCUCACACCACACCAUGCACCCGUCAUGCGCGCCAUCAGGACUUCCUGCUAUCGCAGUCACCCCUGGCCAAGCUCACAGUGGACGCGCGCCCCUCCCACGCCGCCAUCGCCUCCGACCUCCUCGAACCGCUCCCCACCACUGCCACACCCAAUGCCCUCUCGCCCUCCGCCGCCCCCUCGCCUGCCCCCCCCACGGGUCAGAAGAAGGCCCGGGGGAAGAAGGGCGGCGCACAGCCCUCGCUGCGCUCCGCUGCCGCUGCUGACGUUGUCACUGUGGGGGACAGGUCGCUAGGAGCGCCCUUCAAUGCGCGCAGCCCGCUGGACUCGCAUGUGCCAGGAGGCUUACCCGCUCUCAAGGCCAGUUGGCAAGCCCUCCUGCACCAGAUCCGUGUGUGUGACAGCAGCAACUACCUCAAGGCCUUCCAGGCAUCGGACGUGCUAGUGGUGGUGGGGUGGUCCUCCGACCUGCUCCCCUUUGCCCGCCGCAACAGCAACAUCACCGUCGCCGCCCCUGCUGACGGCACGCUCCUCUUUGCCGACCUAUGGGCUGUGCCUGCCACUGCCCGCUACAACAUUCCCAAGGCUGCCUGGCGCAACCGAGGGCCCUCCCCGCUCAUCGGGCAGUGGAUGAAAUUUUGCCUACAGCCCGCCCGGGCAGUGCCCCUGGAGCGGGAAAUCUUUUCCGCCUUCUCCCCCACGGUCCUGCCCGACUGCCUCCCUCUGCCACCAAUUCAGCCAGCUGACGACUCAAGCAUCAAUGCCGCUAGCACUGGUGACAGCAGCGCCAAGGCCAGCACCAGCCAGCUCAACGCGGUGCUGCUGGGGGACAGGAAGGGGGGCGUGGCGGCACAGGGGCAGAGCGUGCAGGAGCGGGUGAAGCAGCUGCUAGAGGCUGCUGCAGGGUCAGUGCGAGGUGUAGUGAAGAGAAUAGGUUGA
This is a messenger RNA of Closterium sp. Yama58-4, 9888 nucleotides long. The record is from the annotation of a GenBank genome assembly. NCBI's taxonomy places the organism in Eukaryota, Viridiplantae, Streptophyta, Zygnematophyceae, Desmidiales, Closteriaceae.